UUUUCCAUACCGCCCUCUGGGAGUAGGGGUGUGCAGCAGGCUCCUCCCGCCCCCUUCCUCUGAGUGACAGGACCGUCGAUCGCAACAUUUCCAGGUGGACACGUAGUUUGUUGGCCCUUGCGUUGGCUGAGCUGAGUAAGAAAAAGAAACCAAGAGUUUAUUGUAUCUGGAAUUGAAUUUGCCAGGAAUGUGAGCACAGCUUCCUCUGUGAAGAUCUUGCCUUUGGAAACAUCUUACCCCUUGGCAGCUCUCCAGAGUUCAAACUUGGCAGCCUCAAGGACACAACACAAGUUUUAAACAUUGGACAACAUUCAGCCUAGAAUUGUCAUCCUUGAAAGAAGGGAGACAAACAAGAUCUCAGCCUCUGUUUCUAUAGUGGCCACCUCCAGGUGAUCUGGAACAGGAGGUUCAGCAGUCAUUUUGGAGAUCAAAGAUGGGUAAAAAAGAUGCCUCCACUAUAAAACUUCCUGUUGAUCAGUACAGAAAGCAAAUUGGUAAACAGGAUUAUAAAAAAACCAAACCUAUUUUACGAGCAACCAAAUUAAAAGCAGAAGCAAAGAAAACAGCAAUAGGCAUAAAGGAAGUUGGCCUUGUACUUGCGGCUAUAUUGGCCCUCCUACUGGCUUUCUAUGCUUUCUUUUAUCUCAGACUGUCUGCAGAUGCUGACCCUGAUCUGGAACCAGAUGAAGAUUAGUUAAGCAGCAAUGAAUGCAUGAGAAGGAAAUAAUUUUAUAAAAGCACCUCUUGGGACCAAUACUUUCUGAAGUACUGAGACAGCAACAUCUUGAAUUCUUUCUGCUGGUAUUUUCAGUUUGCAGAAAAUAUCUUUUUAGAUAGUUGCAUAGGAUAUCAAGAAAAGAACUUUACCUAGCAAUGUAGUGUAAUGUAUGCUACCGGAUACUUUUAUAAAUCUUUCUACUUUGACAGGUAACCUUUUCACGGUGCAUUUAGAUAAAAUGGAAAACAGAUCCUAAAUUCUUUGAAUGUCUUAGCCAAUUUAUGUGUAUAACUCCAUAAGAGAUUUUAAAUCUAUUUUUGUUCCAUAUACAUCAUAAGUAAAAGUAUAUAUCCUCAUUUACAGAAACAUUCUCUAGUCACAUUCAGAGCCUAAGAAGGAAAGGAAAGUCAUGGGAAAUUUUUCAUUUUACAAAGAAGCCCUGCUUUCCUUCCAGACGUAUUUUAUAUCAUUAGAGAAACUAUCUGCACAUACAUCUACAGUAAUCUUUUUCCUCCUUUGCCAACUGUUCAGUGCACAUGUGCUCCAUCAGAAAUGGCACCUGGAUGACAGAAGCUCAAAGAGUCACAUAUGUCUCUAAAAUAGAGUUUCUUUCCUCUUGGGCUGUCUGAACUGGUGUAAAUAGAAAGUUCAGUUGAUCUUGAUUUUAAUUAACUUAUUACUAUAUUAAUAUAAACUUGGAAUUCUAUUUUAAUUAUGUCGUUCUGGCUGCUUGCAGUAUCAGUUUGCCCCUCUUGUUAGGAAGCUAUGUAACAAUCUGUCGUCUACUUGUGCAGUCUUUUUCACACAACAGUAAUAGCAGAAGUCCAACCUACUCAGAAUCAUUUUCUUGGGUUGUCUCUUAUAUCUGAACAAUACAAACUUGUUUUAUAAAAUUAUAUUUUGUCUCUGGAGAAUUAAGUCAAUUAGAACUCUUUCGUGAACAGUAAGUGAUAGAAGAAAAUAGAUGUCUUAUAUUACUCAUAUAUGUAGUUUUCUGUUUAUAUAACUUUUCAUGGUGUUUUACAUUUGUUGGAGUAUAAAGAACAAUGUAGUCAAUAUUUUCUACCAGUAAUGGAAUUUUUAAAUAUUUUUACAAUGCAUGAAUACAUAAGCUUAGAAAAUGGAAAAAUAUGUGUCCACAGCAGGGUUGACAGUUACUAUCUUAUUUAAAUCUGUACAGAAAAUGAAUAUUUUGAAACGUGCAUAUAGUGUUUUAUGGUUAAUACAUUAUAAUUACAAAUAGUAAAUAAAAUGUUAAGAUUGUUUCCAUACUCACCAACAGAAGAAAGUUUUGAUAAGUACUUUUGCAAAUAAUUGAAUGUGGCUGUGUAGCUCUAUGUUCUGUAGAAUUUUUUCAGGUAGCAUAAUUUAUUUCAUCAGUGUGAAAACAGCCAAAAGUUCCAGUAUCCUCACAGAUCAUUUAUGCCAAAUAUCUGAGGGCAAAAUUUAGCUAGUGCUACUUACUGGAUUCUUCCCCUAAAAAAUUGCAAACUUAAGAGACAGACCAAGAGUUCCUACACACUCACCACAGUGGACCAAUCCAAGUGGCAUUUUUAGGAAAGGUUGCAGCAUUUAAUGCCAUGUGGUAUGUCUGUUCGUGAAGUGGGUGGCAAGGGAAUAUCCAAGCUGGCAUUUUGGAUAUGAUGGGUCUUUUCUUUCCUGAGUGACAGGCCACAUGUCAAGAAAUACUGCUUUCCCCACUCCUAUCACAUUUACGUGAACAAUUUUCAUUUAGUUAUUUCCCCUCCCAUCUGGUGUUAAAUACAGUUAUAUUAAAUAAAGAUUAUUUCCAAUUUCAGUGGUAAUUUAAAUGCAAGGGAAUGUAAUAAUUGUUUUUUAGAUACCUAUCCAAGUGAGAUAUAACAGGAUUUACAGUAUUUAAAAUAGAUGAUUAUACUCUUGGAAAUGUCGAAAAUUCAUUACUCUGGGAAGAAAAAAAAAAAAAAAAAAAAAAAAACUUUACUAUCCUGUUCCUCCCUUGAGGUAUUCUUUUGGAGAAAAAAAAAUGUUAUUUCUGAUAGUAAUGAAUGUUUGCCUAAGCAUAGUAUAAUUAUUAAGCAAGUUUGACUACUUAGUUUUAUCAAUACUCCGAGCCUAUGGCUAAUACGUUUAUAUGAUUGAUUGAUUGAUGGUAAAUCCUAAAAGCUGAACUCUGAUAUUAAUAAAUAGAAGGUAAAGUGAAACAAUGUAUAUUUACAGAACACUGUUUUCAUGAAAUGCAAAUUUUUCAAACUCACAUUAACUGGGAAGCAGCCAAUCCUCUGUAGAGAAAUCCCAGGUUGAAGUCUGGAUUGAAACUUUGAAGACGAGGAGGUGAUAUCCGGCCUACAGUUUCAGAGGACUACACUUUUGAAUACUGCGUGGUAUUUGGCAUAAAUCUGAGACUGGCACCAGACAAAUUUUGGGCAUGGGUUUUCUCCCUGCAAUAAUUCACUUCUCAGAGUAAUUCGGAAGACAAAAACAGAAAAAUUAUAAUGACCUUUCAGUAUGUUAGAAUUUAUCAUAUGUUAGAAUGUUAACAUACUCUCUGCAGAAUAAAUUUCAACUAAUGCAGCUGGACUUAACAUAGAGCCUAUGAAACACUGUGAAUGAAGCCUGAAGCGUUGCUGGUUUUAUCCUGCAUGAAAAAUAAAGAAUAUAUAAAUUCAUUUGAGUGGAGAUGUUAUAAAAAUAAAACCUCAUCUAUAAUUUCUUUUAGAACAAAUGUGCUAAAACCCUGUCUUAGUGCCAGUAUGAGGUUUGUUGAUAUUUUAAGGGGCUAAAUACUUGAAGAUUUUCUAAUAUUUUCAAUUUUCAUAAAGGUAGGAGAAAUAUUCCCACCCCAACCUAUGCUUGCAAGCUCCUGAGACUAUUCAUUUCUGUAAUUCCUGUAGUGUAGUGAUCUGUACAUGUUUAAUAAAUGCAUGUUAAAAUUUUAAUUAAUGCCUUUUAGUUCUCUCAGAGUCUGGCAUAGUUUUUGCAUGUAGUAGAUGAUCAAAAAUUGUUUGCAUUUAAUAAAUAAAACUUAAAAAAUCACAAUAUUGAUUAAUUCAGCAUUUAGUAUUUAUGGUCUGGUUGUAUUGAGACAUAGAUAGAUUUCAUUGUGGUUCUCUUUGAGAUCAAGACAACUAGUGUUAAAUUUGCUUUAGAACAGAAACAUUGCUCUUUUUGAGGAAAUCAAAUAUACUGUUUUGCUCUUAGUAUUAUUAAAAAUCUUACUCUGUUUUAAAUUCAACUUAGUCUACAUCUUCACUCCCAUUGAAACUAAAACUAAGUUUCAUUAUAGUGCUUAUAUAAUGAACACUAAAGUGCUUUAUUUUCCAGAUUCUAAAAUGAUAUAGUCAUUGAUAAUUCAGUAGAUCAAGUUAUGCUUUAGAUAAGCUUCAGAAAUAAACUUCUGGAAAUGAAACUUAAAUUUUAAAAUUUAAUGUACUUAUUCAUAACAUAAGGUUGUUGAGCCGGAGACUAAGAUUUUUUUUUUUUUGCUCUUUAUGAACAAUUAGGUUUCUUUGUACUUACCUGGGUCUUCUCUGGGGAAAUUCUUACACUCUCCCCUUAGCGGCACUGCCUUCUUUUAUUAGAAUUCCUCCAGUGCAGCAUGGAUAGAAUAUUUGCUAGAUUUUGUUCCAUUGACACCAUAUUUAAAAUCAGUGCAACUCACAGUUAAAAAAAAAAACAAAACAAAAACAAAACUGUAACAGAUGAAUGCAGUGCCUACAGAAAUGCUUUACUCUUUUGUAUAGGUUUUAACUCCACAGAAAAGUAUAGCGGGAAUUUGGAGAGUCAUUUAAAGAACUGUACUACUGUGGAAAUAUCCAUAGUGGGUCAGUAAAUGCAUUUAAAACAAUUGAACUGCUGUCGUAUUCAGCAUUGUGCCUCCUUGUUAAACAUUUUUUUUAUCCCUAGCAACAGACAUGAGAUACUUAUUUCAAGAAAAAUAAGAUACUUUACAUGCCAGAAGAUUUUUUUUUGAUGACAGUACCCCCUCCUAUUCUUCAUUUUUUAAAACAACAACCAAAUUGGUGGGGAGGCAGCCAAAAUUUGAGGUACCAAUGCCUCUCGAACAGAUGUCGCACCAUUAUUUUUUAGCUCGUUUAGAUGAAUAAACAUGUUAAACUGUGAAGUAUUACAUUUUAGAUUUUUUCAUUAAAAAAAGAGACAAUCUGUUUACUGUCCUAAUUGAGACAACAAUCCUUGUGGUUGCCAGUUUUGGCAGUCAUAACAAUGAACUAUAAAUAUUUGGACCAACCAAGUACAUGGCGGCUAUAAAGGCUAUAGCAUGUGUAAAGUUCUGUUUUCACGGGCACCCAUCUUGGUAUGGCAUUUUUUUUCUGACUUCUUCAAAUACAAUUGUUUGUGUAAAUCUGAAGUUUCAUCGUAAGCCUAAAAGAAAUUGAUUUCAAUAUCUAAUUUUGUUCUAGUUUAUCAUCCUUUUCAGUGUUCAACUAUCCAUCUGCUUGUAACAAAUUGCUUCUGCAGUUGCUCUAUUGAAUGUGACAAGGCAGGUCUUCAGUGGAUUGCCUUCUCUGUACAUCACACAAUUCAGAGAUUUUUUUUUCCUGUUUUGCUAUUUAUAAAGUGAGGUUAAAGACAUUUUUUAAAGUCUCUUAAAUUGCAGCAGUUUUUGGUAAAGAAUGUUUUAUAAAUAAACAUGGCCAAAUAUAGCUCUUGCUAUAAUGACCAUGAGGUGGAGGUCAUAGUCUCAGACCUCAUUAGGAUGCUUUAGAUAAAACAGCAGUGUGGGAGAAGUUGGUGCACCAAAGAGAAAUAACCCAGACAUAAAAACAUAUUAUUCUGCUAGUUCCUAAACAUCUAUGAUCUAGAUGGCAAGUGCCCUUGUAGGCAUCUUAUUUGAGUGUGCUUGCUCGCUUCUCUCACUCUUUACCAUCUCUCCUAUUACCUCAUUUCUAAAUUCUCAAAACUCUUGCACGUUCCCUGUUUGUAUGAACUUUACUUGUACUUUAAGUAUGUGCUUACCUAUAUUAACUGCCUCUACCUACUCUUAGAAUCAUCAUUGAUCCUCACCUUUUUUUCUACUAUCUCUUCCUCUCACUGGCUUGCUUUCUUAUACAUUAGUAACCACACGCAUUGCAUACAACUGGAAAGAAUAGUACAAUGAACCUCAAUCUACCCUUCACCUAGUUUCAACAAGUGCCAAUAUUUUGCCACUCUUUUAUAUACUUCACCCAUUUCUGUAACCUGAGGUAUUUUAAAGCAAAACUCAAAAAUGCUGAUGUUUUACCUAUAAAAAUCUCAGUAUGCAUCCCUGACAAGAAUUUUGGUGUGUUUGUUAUUUGUUAGGGUUUUUUUUUUUUUCUGCAUUACUAAAGAGUACUAUUACAGCUAAUGGAAUUAAAGAGUUAUCUCUUAUUAUAAAUUAAUACCCACACAGUACUCAAAUGUCCUUGUCUUCAAAAUGUCUAUUUAAAAUAGGUUUAUAAUCAAGAUCUGUACUGUAUUUGGUUACAUGUCUCUUAAUUUUUUUUUUUACAAUUGACCUUUGAACAAUGCAGAGGUUAAUCUGUGUGCCACUUAUUGUCAGCCUUCCAGAGAUUCAUGGUUUCUCUACAUUUGCAGAUUCAACCAACCACAGAUUGUGUAGAACCUGUAGUAUUUACUAUUGAAAAAUAUCCCCAUAUAUAACUGGACCCAUGCAGUUUAAACUUAUAUUGUUCAGGGGUCAACUGUGUUCUGUAAUAAACCUCUUUUUCCUUCA
This is a messenger RNA of Sus scrofa (pig), 6413 nucleotides long. It is a transcript of the gene TRIQK, whose product is annotated as triple QxxK/R motif containing. Gene Ontology annotation, cellular component: endoplasmic reticulum membrane. The record is from RefSeq and is a predicted model, not a curated record. Lineage: Eukaryota; Metazoa; Chordata; Mammalia; Artiodactyla; Suidae.